AUGGCAUAUGACAGAUUUGUUGCUAUAAGUAAACCUUUACGAUACCACAGCAUUAUUACCCCCAGGGUACUUAUCAUAUUGAUAGCUUUAUCUUGGAUUUAUCCAAUGUUUUCUAUUGGUAUUGGCAUCAUUUUGAUUGCUAGACUAAGACUGUGUGGUAAUGAAAUAAAUAAAUUGUACUGCAACAACUGGAUUAUUGCAAAGCUCUCCUGUGAGAAUGCUAUGAUUGAUAACAUCUACAGCUUUGUUGUGCUUGUAACAACAGUUUUGAUUCCCUUGACUUUUGUUAUAUAUUCUUAUAUUAAAAUUCUUUUAAUCUGUCAGAGAAGUUCAAAAGAGGUAAGGAAGAAAGCUUAUCAUACUUGUCUUCCUCAUUUGGUGACUUUCACUAAUUACUCAAUUACUAUUUUCUGUGAAGUGACCUUUAGCCGUUUUGAGAAUUUACAUCCAGCAGUAGCUGUUAUUCUCUCUCUAGAUCUUCUAAUUGUACCGCCUCUCUUAAACCCCCUUGUUUACGGCUUGAACUUUCCUGAUAUUCGCAGAAAAAUUACAAAUCUAAAAAUAUCUAAACAAUCUGUUCAUCCCAAAUUUGCACACUAA
Colossoma macropomum (tambaqui) is the source of this 600-nucleotide messenger RNA. RefSeq names its product olfactory receptor 24-like. Gene Ontology annotation, molecular function: olfactory receptor activity. The record is from RefSeq and is a predicted model, not a curated record. The coding region runs from base 1 to 600 and encodes 199 amino acids. The transcript has a single exon. Gene Ontology annotation, cellular component: membrane. Lineage: Eukaryota; Metazoa; Chordata; Actinopteri; Characiformes; Serrasalmidae. Gene Ontology annotation, biological process: G protein-coupled receptor signaling pathway.